CAAGUUGCUCGCGAUAAAAGAGCCACUUACUACGUUUCGUCAGGUAUCACACAAUAAAUUCAAGACUUUCAAAAGGAUUUACAUUCAAGGAAAUUCUGUUUCAAUCUAUCUGCACUUCUUGCACUUUAUGCACGUGAAGUGAAAUAGAUAGCAUAUCGGAGCAAGAAAGAGGCAAGAUGCAAAACAUAGAAAUUGUGGUUAGGACGAACAAAAAAGAGACGCAUUUUCUCUGUCUCUCUUUCACAAUCAGACACGCAACUGAAGAUAUUUUUGUCACACGAUAUUUGCAAGAUUACGCAUCGCUGAUAAAUUGAUAAAAUAUGUCAAAUCGACAUAAACAAAGAUUGUGCUGAUAUAAUCGCAGAUGCAGUCGUAGUUAAUUUGAAAUAAGCGCUUUAUUAGGAAUCUUGAUUGAAGAUACCCGAUCAAAAUAUGGAUUCAAUGCAACAUGAAAUCUCCAAAGAGGAUCAAACAUCUAUUAUAAGCAGUAAACUGAACAGUAAACCUUUAUUUAAGUUAGACGAGCCUGUUUCCACAGUGUUAAAUUCAACGACAACAAAUAACUUUGAUAUUAAUGACGAAGAUAGUUUAUCGUUUGUAGUAUUAGGUAAAGAUUCUGUAGAAGCAGCUCAGGCUUCUGUAUUAGCGUCAUAUGUUGACAUUCAACAAAAAAGCAUGUCAAUUGAUUAUACAUCCAUGGUUUUAUCAUUAAGCACAGAUGAGAUGCAAAAGAAAUUGAGUGAUAUGUUGCAAGAAAAUGUGAAAUUAAAAGAAACCUUAAAACAAAAUACUUUAUCCAUGAAAGAACAAUUUAGUACCUUGGCAAUGUGGCAGGAGGAAGUGAUGAAGGUUCAUGAAAACCAUAAAAAAAAGUUUGCGGAAACUAGAGAGCUUAUUAAUCAUCUUAAGAAGGAAAAUGCUGAACUAAAAACUAAACUGUCACAUUUGCAGCAUACUGAAAGCAUGGGAUUUGAGACAAUUGGCACUAUUCCUCAGUUGGAUAUCACUAAUGUUUGUAGUGCUCAAACAGAACUUCAGCAAAUUACCCCACAACUCAAGACUGCAAUGUCAAAAAUGGAUCUUGAAGAAUGUAAACAUUAUAUAACAUGUAUAAUAUCCGAAAAAUUUGCUGAAAAAGCACUACAAAAUAAAAUAGAAGAAUUAAAAACGGAAAAAGAAUUAGAAUCAGCAAUGCAAUCGUUAAGUUGUACUGAUAGCCAAACUUCUUUAAAAAUUGAAAAUCAAAAAAGUUUAGAAGCAAAGGAUGAAGAAAUCAAACAUUUAAAAGAGUCCAUUGCUUUGCUUGAAGAGAAGCUGCAAUGUGCUCUCACUCCAAUUCAACUACAUGAAAUGUCAACAUCGUCAUCAUCCAGUUUAAAUCGUCAAAAAUUUGUACAAAAUAUAAAGCAAUAUAAUGAUAUAUUACAAGAAUUAACUAAAUGUUAUGUACAACAAAUAGAACGCUUUGCUACCAUAGAGAAAAGUUUUAAGGAUAUUACAGAUAUACUUAUGAUACUUGAUAAUGAUAACUCGAAAGUGCAGUUUAAUCAAUAUGGAGAAAAAUUAUGUCAAUGCUGCAAACAAUUAACUGACGAGCAAGUGAAAAUUAUCUCAGAUAGACAGACUCUGGUUAAAUCGCAAAAUCAAUUUCAGAAAAUAUUCUCAGAUUAUAAUUCUAUUUUAUAUGAAUUAGAAAUAAUAAUCGAUGAAAAUACGAAAUUGAAUGUUAUAAAAGAAAAUAACGCUCGCGAGAACUUGCAGAAAUUAGAGGAAUUAGAACAGAUUAAGCAAGAGCUUGAAGAGGAAAAAAGAAUUUUGAAUCAAGAGAAGAAUAAUCUUGAAAAAGAAAAAAAAUUAUUUGAAAGUCAGAAAAAAGACUUGGAUAUGGAACGCCUGUCGCUGUAUGAUGAAAAGAAACUUAUAACGCAAGAGAAAAUCAGUCUGAACGAAGAGAAAAUGUCACUCGAUCAUCAGAGUCAGUUAUAUGAAAAUUGUGAGAAAGUUCUGCAACAAGAGAAAAAACUUUUGCAACUUAGCUGUGAAGAAUUGCUAGAGAAGGUGUAUAAUUUGCAACAGGAAAUUGAAAAGAAGAAUAUUGAAUUUAAAGAAGUAAUGGAACAACUUGCACAAAGUAUAGAAGAAAUUAAUCUAUUAAGAUCACAAUUAACACUAUACGAAGAAGACUUCCAAUAUGAGAAAAGACUUAAAGAAUCCUUAUUAGAAGAGAAAAGUAAAUUGGAUAUGGAAUUGCAGAAGCAAAUAAAAUUCAACAAACAAUUACAAAAAUCCGAGCAGACUACUAGUUCUAUUGUCAGAAACGAAUCUGAAUAUUCAAGUAAUGUUAUAACAAAUUGUCCAAAAUGUGCGAAGCCAUAUCACGGCUUGACAGCUUUAAUGGAGCAUAUUGAAAGAUGUCUGGAUUAAUUAUUAUAAUUGAAAAACAUAAUUUAUACUAAUUCAAUUCUGUCGAACAGCGUCGGCAAAAAUUUUUUUAUACACUUACAACUUUGGAAAAUUUGAUAAACGAAUUUCUUUGAUUACAUUUACGGGAAUAUACAUCUGAUUCAUUAUUAUUUGAAUAC
This is a messenger RNA of Camponotus floridanus (Florida carpenter ant), 2582 nucleotides long. It is a transcript of the gene key, whose product is annotated as cingulin. Gene Ontology annotation, biological process: regulation of canonical NF-kappaB signal transduction. NCBI's taxonomy places the organism in Eukaryota, Metazoa, Arthropoda, Insecta, Hymenoptera, Formicidae. The record is from RefSeq and is a predicted model, not a curated record. The coding region runs from base 433 to 2424 and encodes 663 amino acids. Gene Ontology annotation, cellular component: nucleus; cytoplasm. Gene Ontology annotation, molecular function: K63-linked polyubiquitin modification-dependent protein binding. The transcript is spliced from 9 exons.